Clunio marinus is the source of this 1479-nucleotide messenger RNA. The record is from the annotation of a GenBank genome assembly. Lineage: Eukaryota; Metazoa; Arthropoda; Insecta; Diptera; Chironomidae.
AUGUAUAAAGUUAUUCUUCUUGGAAUCUUUUCUUUAACAUUAUUUUGUUAUUUGAUUUAUCGAUCGAAGCAUCGCACAUUUUUUCAACAUGCUUCAAAGAUACCAACAGUUCCAGCUGGUUUCAUUAGACGUAUUAAAAGUCUAAUUGGGGCUAAUCAAGAAGAACUAUUUCAAGUUCUGAAAGAAACGAUUUGUCCUGGACCAUCUCCACGCAAAGCAUGGUUAGGGCCAUUAAUGUUCGUGUUUGUUGAUGAUCCCGAUCAAGUAAACCAAUACUUGAAUUCUCCUUAUGGCAUUGAUAAGCCGAAAAUUUAUUCAGUACUGGGGUUGGAUAAAGGUUUAUUCGUAUCGAAUGGCGCUUUAUGGAAAGCUCACAGAAAAUUGUUGGAUCCUUCUUUCAAUGCGAAGGUAUUGAGUUCGUUUAAUCCGAUUUUCAAUGAAAAAUCAAAGUUAUUAAUCAAAAAGUUGGAGGAUGAAUUAGAUGCGGAAGAAUUCAAUAUAUUUUCCUAUUUUAUAUCAUUUGGUUUGGACAACAUUUUAAGAACGUCUACAGGUGUUGACAAAAAAAUUAUGGAAGAAAAAAAUAACAAAUAUGUUAAUGACUGCACCAUAGGUGUGAACAUUUUUGCAUCAAAAAUCGUCAAAUUUUGGUUGCAAUUAAAACCAAUCAUGAGAAUGUCAAACUUGUACGAAUUGGAACAAAAACAUAUUUUAAAUGGAAUGUUUAAAAUGGCUCAUGACUUGAUACAAGAAAAGGAAGAAAAUAUUCGUAACAACAAUGACGUUAAAUAUAAAAGUGAAAAGCCGCAAAUUUUCAUUGAUCAGUUGUUUAAGAAACGAAAUGAAUUCUCAUUCGAUGAAAUGGCAGAUGAGAUUAAUACUAUUAUUCUUGCCGGUUUUGAAACUAUUGCGACCUUAAGUUCAACAGUUGUGUUGCUUGCUGCUUUAUAUCCAGACGUUCAAGAGAAGAUUUUUGAAGAACUCAAAACAGUUUUCAAUUCAGUAGAUGAAGAAGUGACAGAUAGAAAGCUUCAAGAAUUAUCUUAUUUGGAUCAAGUAGUCAACGAAUCAGCGAGAUAUUGGACAACACUUCCUUAUAUCGCAAGAUCUUUAUCGACAGAUAUUGAAAUUGGUUCGAAAAUAGUCCCUUCAGGAUCAAUUAUUUGUGUUCCAAUCAUUCUGCUUCAUAGCAACAAAGAAAUUUGGGGUGAAGAUGCCGAUAAAUUCAUCCCAGAAAGAUUUUCAUCUGAAAGAUUAACUGACACUCAACGUAAAGCUUUCAUGCCAUUUGGUCGAGGUCCAAGGAUCUGUAUUGGAAACAAAUAUGCUAUCAAGUCAAUAAAAAUUGCACUUUCACAUUUCUUCAGAAACUACAAAUCGUCAACUAAUGUUAAAGAAGAGAAUCUUACAUUUGAAUACACCGUUUUUAUAAAACUUGUUCAAGGAUACAUGGUGAAAAUAUCUAAAAGAGAAUUCUAA